GGCCGCUCGCGGCGGUGCCUGUGCGGGAGAGCGCGGCAGCCAGGCGCGGCGGGGUCCGCCGCCCGCAGCAGGUCACAAUGGUUUCCAUUCCUGAAUACUAUGAAGGAAAGAAUGUCCUCCUGACAGGAGCUACUGGCUUCAUGGGGAAAGUACUUCUGGAAAAGCUGCUCAGAUCUUGUCCUAAAGUGAAAGCAGUGUAUGUAUUGGUGAGACACAAAGCAGGGCAGACACCUGAAGCACGAAUAGAGGAAAUAACCAGCUGUAAGCUCUUUGACAGGUUGAGAGAGGAGCAGCCAGACUUCAAAGCAAAAAUAGUAGUAAUUACAAGUGAACUUACACAGCCUGAACUGGAUCUUAGUGAACCGAUCAAGGAGAAGCUUAUAGAAUGCAUUAAUAUUAUAUUUCAUUGUGCUGCUACAAUCAGAUUCAAUGAAACACUAAGAGAUGCUGUUCAGUUAAAUGUGAUUGCCACACAACAGCUCCUCUUCUUGGCCCAACGAAUGAAGUAUCUAGAAGUGUUCAUGCAUGUUUCGACCGCAUACGCAUAUUGCAAUCGGAAACACAUUGAGGAAAUAGUUUAUCCACCUCCUGUUGAUCCCAAGAAACUGAUGGAUUCUCUAGAGUGGAUGGAUGAUGGUCUAGUGAAUGAUAUUACUCCUAAACUGAUAGGCGACAGGCCCAAUACUUACACAUACACAAAAGCCUUAGCUGAAUAUGUAGUACAGCAAGAAGGUGCAAAAUUAAACACAGCCAUUAUAAGGCCAUCUAUUGUUGGUGCUAGCUGGAAGGAGCCUUUUCCUGGAUGGAUUGAUAACUUCAAUGGACCCAGUGGUCUCUUCAUUGCUGCAGGAAAAGGAAUUCUUCGAACAAUGAGAGCCUCCAACAGUGCAGUAGCAGAUCUUGUUCCAGUAGAUGUUGUUGUCAAUACAACACUGGCUGCAGCCUGGUAUUCUGGAGUUAAUAGACCAAGAAAUAUCAUGGUAUAUAACUGUACAACAGGUGGCACCAACCCUUUCCACUGGGGUGAAGUUGAAUACCAUGUAAUUUCUACUUUCAAGCGGAAUCCUCUCGAACAGGCCUUCAGACGGCCCAAUGUAAAUCUAACUUCCAAUCACCUUUUAUAUCAUUACUGGAUUGCUGUAAGCCAUAAGGCCCCAGCAUUCCUGUAUGAUAUCUACCUCAGGAUUACUGGAAGAAGCCCAAGGAUGAUGAAAACAAUAACACGUCUUCAUAAGGCCAUGAUGUUACUAGAGUACUUUACAAGCAAUUCUUGGAUCUGGAAUACUGAAAAUAUGACUAUGCUUAUGAAUCAACUAAACCCGGAAGACAAAAAGACGUUUAAUUUUGAUGUUCGACAACUACAUUGGGCAGAAUACAUGGAAAAUUACUGUAUGGGAACAAAGAAAUAUGUGCUGAAUGAAGAAAUGUCUGGCCUCCCUGCAGCUAGGAAACACCUGAAUAAGUUGAGGAACAUACGCUAUGGCUUCAAUACAGUUCUUGUGAUCCUGAUCUGGCGUAUCUUUAUUGCAAGAUCGCAAAUGGCAAGAAACAUCUGGUACUUUGUGGUUAGUCUGUGUUACAAGUUCCUCUCCUACUUCAGAGCCUCCAGUACUAUGAGAUAUUGAAGAACAGAAUUUAGCAUUCGGACAUCUAUGCAUUUGGUGGUCUAACUGCACAAAGCCUGUAACAUGUAGUCAUCUCAUAUUUUAUAAAAACAUAAUUUCAUCUUAAAUUGGAGUGCGAAAUAUACGGUAUGGUAUAUGUAAUAUUAGUUGUGUAUUUCCAUAAAAACAAAAUAAAAUGGUCAGGUGCCAGGUUGAAUUGGCAUUGGACAAACAUUUAAAACAAUUUAACUCCUUGACCUGGGGAAAACCAUUUUUAGACCACUGACCAGCAUAACUGUGCAAUUUGGAAUGCAUUUGGUUGAAAUCUGCCUUAACAUAGGUUGUUUUUUUUCUUUUAAUUUUUACUCCACAUUGAGCAAGAUAAAUAUUGACUUACUAGUUGCUAGCUAUUGUAGACGUAUUUAUUUGAAAUUCUUCUAAAUUGCGAAGGGUUUUAUCAAGUUGCAAACUUGUAUAAAUGGUGGUGGAUCUCCUGGAAAAAAAAUUGUAGGACUCUUCUGUAAUUUGUUUUUACUUUUUGUCGCUUUCUCUCUUCCUCUCAAAGUAAGGAUGUUAAGGGUGACUACUUUGCUUAAAAAAAAAAAAAAAAAUCCUCCUUUAAUUACUGAAAGGCCUUUUGUCUGAUCUCAUCUUCAGAAUGUGCUCGGUGAUUCAUUUCUGUGCUUGGAAUUGGCCUCAUACAGCUUGCAUUUAUAUCAGCAUGAGCAAUUUGUUUUUCUGAAAGCAGAGUUGAUCUCAUCAUUGAAUAGAUAGAAGGAAAUGUAACUGAAGAAAGCUACAAAUCAUUGACCAUCCUCUUUCUUUAAUGAUUUUAUUGGAAACACAGAGCCAGCACUUGAAUGUCACACUUGACUUUAAAAGGUAAAUUUAUGUGAAAGGAUUUUAACAUGCUUAAUUGCUAUUUGUAGUACUGAUGAUUGUAGCUGGACAGACUGUAGGCUAUUAAGAGAUAAACUUGUAAAGUUUUGAGCAAAGUUAGCAAAUUCUUUGUAAAUUAGGAUUUUUCUUUAAAUCUCUCCGAGCUAUGAAGUUUGCAUGGAAAAUGCCAAUGCGUAAGCACAUUUUUCUCCUCCUUGCCCCAAUAAAACCCUCAUUUCACUGAACAAGCAGAAGGAGACACACCUUGCUUCUAAUUGAAAUAUGUUAAUAAUUCUUCCAUCUGUCAUUUAACUUAAAUUCUUAAGGUUAAAUCUGAAGAAAGUUAUUUUUCCACAUGUGUGUCUGUUUUGGUAGGGAAAAUAUUUAUUGAAAUAGUGAAUGUAAGAAAAGAUGGAAUCCCUGUUUAAAGCAACACACAGAGUUCCCUCUAAAUUUUGGUGGCUUAGUCUAGUUGAAAACAUUUUAAUGUUCCUCUUACUGAUGCACUGACCAUCACCCUUGCCCAGUGUUUGCUCAUUGAAAUUAUCAGUUUAUGCUUUAUGUGAAUAAUACGUUCUUAAAUCUGCUUGAAAAGGCAAACAGUAACUUAAUUAGACAAGAACUACGCUAUACUUGCCCUUAGUAGUUUUUUGUCCUGUUUGAAUUAAGUAAAGAACUUAUUUUACUAUUUUUGUGAAGAGCUUACUUUAAAGAGAACACCUUUCAUGCAGGUGUAUAUCUCAUUCUGAAAAGAUAACGGCUUCCUUGUUGAAGCUAAAUAUUCUGUAGUAACUAGCUAAACUGUAAUUCUUUUUUUUUUUUUUUUUUUUUUUUAAGUUACCUAUGUGUAUAUAUAAAGUUAGUGAUUAAAAGUCUAAAUGGUCUAGGACCACACCUUGUGUGAGAGACCUCUGACUGUGGCUGAAAAUAAAUUAUGGCUUCUGUGAUUGAAGAUGUUAGAGUUUAACAAAUACAUUUAGGUGUAUUACAUUGUAGUUACCUCCUCAAGCAUCCUUUUACCCAACCCAGAAUUAUGCUUAAGCAUUCCUGCACUUAGACUUUUUUUUCCAGAGGUGCCUAAAAUCCAAUGACACCCCCCUUCCUGUGCUGGCAUGUGACUGAAGUUGACGAAAGAAAUAUAUCAACAUUGUGAAAUUUAUUUCUGUGAAACAAUUCGCUUAGAAAUUUUGGUUGUUUGUAGCCAUUAUAUACGAUACUUUCUACAUUUAUUUUGUUAAUACUGAGGACUACAGAACCAAUGAAUUGAUUAUUUCUGGUACAGAGCACUGGUUAGGAAUUUAUUUUUUUGAAUAAUUGAAGUAAAGCAUUAUUUUAAGCAUAAUGAUACCUAGCCGCUACUCUUUCAACAUUGUCAUUUUAGAAACCUAAAUUUUUUCCUCUUUGGAGACAACAGUUAUCUGUGCACUAUUGGUAUUAUGCACAAACUCAUCAGUCAUCCUAUCUAAUCAACAACAGAUUCAAUAUCGUACUUUUUACAUUAGUUUUGUCACUUCCUGUGGUCAGUCUGUAAAAUUCUAUCUGAAAAUACUUUUUUUUUCUAUGUCAAGACCCUGUUCUGUUGCAGUCUUUCAUACCAGUGUUUGCAUAUAACAGAUUUUGAUCAAAAAAUAUACUGGAACUAUAUUUUGAUACAGUCAGCUAGAACUGACUAGCAAGUUACAGGAGAUACUCUGACUACUUAAUUAGGAAGACGAACAGUUGGAAAACAUGUGUUCACUUAACAGUCAUAUUAGUAUUUAAAUUUGGGACCAGGAAAAGAAGCAUUUUCCUGUAAUGUUUUUUUCUGCUGUAGGAAAAGACAUUCUGAAACAAAAAGGCUAAAUCUGUGAGCUUUUAUAAGACAUAAACAGAAAUAUUGGGUGCCUUUGUUUGUAAACCAAAAAUAAACAAAUCCCUUUAAAAUGUU
Rhea pennata is the source of this 4410-nucleotide messenger RNA. RefSeq names its product fatty acyl-CoA reductase 1 (gene FAR1). Gene Ontology annotation, cellular component: peroxisome. NCBI's taxonomy places the organism in Eukaryota, Metazoa, Chordata, Aves, Rheiformes, Rheidae. The record is from RefSeq and is a predicted model, not a curated record. Gene Ontology annotation, biological process: long-chain fatty-acyl-CoA metabolic process. Bases 78 to 1625 code for a protein of 515 amino acids. The transcript has 12 exons. Gene Ontology annotation, molecular function: alcohol-forming very long-chain fatty acyl-CoA reductase (NADP+) activity.